Cavia porcellus (domestic guinea pig) is the source of this 1174-nucleotide messenger RNA. It is a transcript of the gene Nppa, whose product is annotated as natriuretic peptide A. The record is from RefSeq and is a predicted model, not a curated record. Bases 423 to 887 code for a protein of 154 amino acids. The transcript is spliced from 3 exons. Gene Ontology annotation, biological process: cGMP biosynthetic process; receptor guanylyl cyclase signaling pathway; neuropeptide signaling pathway. Gene Ontology annotation, cellular component: extracellular region; cytoplasm. NCBI's taxonomy places the organism in Eukaryota, Metazoa, Chordata, Mammalia, Rodentia, Caviidae. Gene Ontology annotation, molecular function: hormone activity; hormone receptor binding.
GUCCUGCUGUCCAGCAGAAAGAAUCCUGCGGCACGGUGGCGCUCAGAUAACCCAGGACUCUUUCGCUCUUCUCACACCUUUGAAGUGGGGGCCUCUUGAGGCAAAUCAGCAAGAAUGUGGCUGUCACAGCAAAGGGUCCGGGGGCUGCUGGGGCUGCCCACGGUGGGGCUGUGACAGGCUCUGCCGGACUGAUAACUUUAAAAGGACAUCUUCUGCUGGCUCCUCACACUGCUGCUUUAUCAUAAGCUGCAAGUGACACAACGGGGAGGGUUCUAGCCCUGCUGCGCUGGUCGAGAGCUGGGGGCUAUAAAACAGAAGGUGCUGGGCAGCUGGGGGACAGUGACGGGCCGAGGCCGAGAGAGAAGUCGGGGAGGACAGAGAAGAGACAGCCAGCACCAGGACACUCCUUGACCGGCGUCGGCAUGCGCUCCUUCUCCACCUUCGCCGUGAGCCUCCUCCUCCUCUUCCUCGCACCCCAGCUUCCAGGCCAAGCUCGAGCCAACCCCAUGUACAAUGUCGUGUCCAACGCAGACCUGGUGGACUUCAAGAAUCUGCUGGACCACCUGGAGGAGAAGAUGCCCUUAGAGGACGAGGUGGUGUUGCCCCAGGUUGCAAGCGAGCAGAAUGAAGAAGCGGGGGCCGUACUGAGCGCCCUCCCCGAGGUGCCUUCCUGGCCUGGGGAGGCUGGCCCUGCCCAGAGGGAAGGGGGUGCCCUCGGGCGAGGACCCUGGGACUCCUCCGAUCGAUCUGCCCUCCUGAAGAGCAAGCUGAGGGCGCUGCUCGCCGCCCCUCGGAGUCUGCGCAGGUCCAGCUGCUUCGGAGGCAGGAUGGACAGGAUUGGAGCCCAGAGCAGCCUGGGCUGCAACAGCUUCCGGUACCGAAGAUAACAGGCAGGGAGGACGAGGUUGGCCAGCCCUGGGGACAGCCGGCAGAGCCCCUCCUCCCCUGGAGUCUCUCCUGCAGCGAGGCCUCACGUCACGGUCAUGGAGUAGUGACGAGCACUGGAUUGGAGCUGCCGCUUCCCGCCGGCACGUCUCACGUUUGUGCUACAUGUAGACGACAUGGCUGUAUUGUGGUUCUCCCCCCUCGCCCACCCCGUGUGUUACCAGACCCUCACCUGUAACCCACAGCGGCUGGAAAUACGAAUAAACUUCAGCACCACGGACAGAAGCCA